Molecule: messenger RNA, 5924 nt
Organism: Anolis carolinensis (green anole)
Lineage: Eukaryota; Metazoa; Chordata; Lepidosauria; Squamata; Anolidae
Gene: s100z
Product: S100 calcium binding protein Z
Exons: 4
Coding region: 286-588 (100 amino acids)
Molecular function (GO): calcium ion binding; calcium-dependent protein binding
Source: RefSeq, a predicted model, not a curated record
UAAUUGGAUUUCCAUCCUUGACAUUUUCAUGAAGCCAUGCCUUUUCUAUUCCUAGCUCCUUUCCGGAUGUGCUCAGGGAAGCCAUCCACCGCCCAGGAGGGCCACCUGAGAAAAGACACACACACCUGUUGAUUAAUAACAAGUGGUCACAAAUAGGGAAAGACAUUGGUGAUUUCCUUCUAGAAGCUCGGGGGAUAUUUGAGGAGACACCCUGGAUAAAGCUGGAUACAGUCUGUGCCAGCUCAGAACAAUACUUUAUUUUGGAACAACUUUAACUGGAACAGUAUGCCGACACAACUGGAGAGUGCCAUGGAUACCUUAAUCAGGGUCUUCCAUCAUUAUUCAGCAAAAGAAGGGGAUAAGUAUAAACUCAAUAAAGGAGAACUUAAACAGCUCCUCACCAGUGAACUUACUGACUUCCUUUCGUGCCAAAAGGAUCCUCAGUUGGUUGAUAAGAUUAUGAAAGAUCUGGAUAGCAAUAAAGAUAAUGAGGUGGAUUUUAAUGAAUUUGUGGUCCUGGUUGCUGCAUUGACAGUCGCAUGUAAUGAUUUCUUUGAGGAGCAAAUGAGGAAAAAGGAAAAUAGCUAAGGUUCAAUCGUCAUUUGAAAAGAUGGAGACAGCAACUUUUACUGAAUGAAGAUUUUGCCUUUUGUAUUUUCCUUAGUACUGAUAUUUAGCUUUCUGAUCCUCUUCAUCAGCUCAAGUACUCCUAAUAACGAACUUUCGUGUUUUAAAAGCAGACUAGAACAGCUGAGAUUUAAGCUAAAUGUGUUGUAAAAACUAGUAACUUAUGCCAGUUGUGGAUGUUAAGAAGAUGUAAAUAUGGCUGCUGUAUGUAUUGUGCCUUUAAAUGCGUCACCAUAUGGCCUCUUGAGUAUAGUAUUGUAAUCAGUCACUGACAUGGACAACCAUUCCCAUUUCACUGCAUUCUGAAGAAGGAAAUAAUAGAUGGCUUGUUUUUUUUGUUUUUUUCGUGUCAGGAGCAACUUGAGUUGCUUCUGGAGUGAGAGAAUUGGCCGUCUGCAAGGACGUUGCCCAGGGGACGCCCGGAUGGUUUUUUUUUUAUGUUUUUACCAUCCUUGUGGGAGGCUUCUCUCAUGUCCCCGCAUGGAGCUGGAGCUGAUAGAGGGAGCUCAUCCACGCUCUCCCCGGGUGGGAUUCGAACCUGGCAGCUUUCAGGUCAGCAACCCAACCUUCAAGUCGCUUAGUCCACUACGCCAUCUGGGGGCUCCUGACGGCUUGUUUAAAAGUUCACUGUGAAGUACCUGUACUUUGCAGUACCAUGGCAUUAAACACACAAUUUUCAUCACACAUGAAGAGCUUGUCCAGCUGAGCCUAUCUAUGAUGCGACAAGGCUAUAGCAAUAUGGCUGUAGAAACUGUACUGGUAGUGUACUCGCAGUUGGUGGCUUGUAUGUCCAUGGAGUAGUGAAUCUGUCAUAAAGUUUACUCUCUGUUUUAAAGUUGCUAUACAAGGAGCUGAACCAUAUCCGCAAAAUAGUCCAGCAUUUUGAACACUUAGUUUAUAAGGUUUACUUUAAAACCCAAGGAAGAUUCACUAAUAAUAUGGAAGCCACAAGAUGUCACUGUGGGUUCUGGCAAGGUUUUGCAUGGUUAACCCAGAACUAUUUGAAUUCAUUUCAGCACAUAGAGGCAAAAACAACAGAACCCUCAGGUUUCUUGAAAUGCUACUGGUACAUUUACACAGGUGUGGGAGAAGUAUUGAGAGGAUGCAAAGUCAAGGCCACAUCUAACCCUGGCUGGAGGCUAGACUGAAGUAGUCCUAACUUUAAUGGUCUGCAAUAUCUCACAGGAUUAUCAUGCUUCAUUAUACACUGCCAAUGAUUUACAGAGGGAUUUUCAUACCCACAGCACUCAUCAAAAGUUUUCUGUAUGUUUACUUUAGACAAGCCUUCCACUUUUAUUCAUCUGAUCCCAAGCAUCCUUUAUUAUUUGUUUUGAUCUUGGUCCCCCCCCCCCCCCAAGAUCACAGCUGCAGCUAUUGCAUAAAUCUAUCCAAAAGAGAUUUCUACCAACUAUUUUUGGGUCUACUUUUAGAAUUGCUGUCCUUAUUCUCAUGCAGAUAGUCCUUGUUUGGUUGAAAACUGACAUCUCCCAUUGAUAUUUUGUAAUUAUUCUCUUUACUUUCUCUGUGGCUCAAAUAAACUGAAAUAAGUAAAGAUAGGCAGUUCAAUUUAGGGAUUGGUGUCUACAUAACAGAUAAUCCAGAUGCUUUGCACACGAAGUAGAAAACAAGCAUCUCUGCUAGAUCCACCACCUGUUUUCCCACCUUCAUCUGAGCACCAUGAAUUUUAAAACUGUGAAACUAGAUGGACCUGUAUGGGGUUGAGUUAACUGAGCAUCAUUCUCUUGUGUGCUUAACUAGUGAGCUGAAAUGUGACACACAUGCAGCCCAAAACAGGCCGAUUAUUACGAGCAGGAUGUCUUAUGGCCAAAGGUAAGGUCACAACAAAAGCUGAUGUUCUAUCAUAGUACAAGCAAUUUGAUGAGGUUCAGAGCUGGGCUAUUUUUAAAAAAUAUACAUGUGCUCUUUGACAUAUGCUGACAGAGCCCUUAUAAGGCUUUGCAUUACAAUCAAACAUUUAGAUAUGGGUAAGUGCCCAUAUAAAAUGUAUUGCAAUAGAUAUGCGGCACUUUUGUUAGCCACAAUUCCACUGUGUUUUACAGAUAUAUAAUUUGCAUUCAGUGUUGUAUCAGCAGACUAGCAUAAUGUGACUUUCUUCUAAUCUUCAUUACAUCCCUCUGAACUACCCUAAAAUGUAAUAUUUAGCAACCAUUUUCUGAUCUUGCAUUCCCAGAUAUCAUGAAACUCACACCAUCCACAUUCAGCAUGGUUAGCUAUUGGGGGCAAUAAGUGCUCUAAUCCAGAAAAAAAUCAUGGAUCCAAGAUCAUGCUCAGUAUGAGUAAGAGAUGAGCAAAUACAUAAGGAUAGACAAUAAGAUUGCCAAACCAGGAUUCUCACAGAACCUGAAAUUUCAGUCCCAGAACCUGAGAUCAAGGGACAGCUCCUUGGGGUGUCAUAAGGGCAGAUUCUGGUGAGAAUAUAAGGAUGCUUUCAUGAGGGGACACCUCUGGUGGUGUCAUUAUAGUACUGUAAGAAUCAACAAUUAGUGCAAAGAACAUGCCUUACAAAUAAAGAAAUGCACACACACUUUCAAAGCAGUAUUCUGGCCCUGAGAUUUCUACCCUUUGUUUUAGGGACUGUAGAAGAUACGGCAGGCCCUGAGAUUUGGCAACUCUAAUUGGAUGGAGCAGAGCUACCAUUGGAGGAGGUUAGUUUGGUUGGUUUAGUCCUCCUUCUCAAUGGCACUCCAAUAUUUUGGGUGAAGAUUACAAAAAAAGGCAAGUGGGAUGGUUCUAUUUGCCACACCACCAGAGACUUUAUUUUUAUUUGCAGUGAAUUCAGGCUUUUGAUGGAAGGGCAGGGGCGUGCAGAUCUUUAGAUCUGGCCUAAACUUUUCUUUAACCACAAUUGCACUCAGUCAAGGAAAGCAUUCAAACACAGAAGACAAAAUCUAAUGAAUAAGGCAUAUAGAUUUACACACACUUCACACUUGCUUUUCAAGACAAUGUUUUUGCUUCUAUACCUAGUGAGAAUAAACCGCUAGGAAUUUGCUGGGUCCUCCAGGGCAAAUCUAUAGUAACUUCCAAUGAAAGUUAUUCAUUUCAAUAGGGUUUACUCUCAUCCACAGUUUUCUGCUUCUAUGAUAAGUUCAGGAAUGUAUCCUCCCUGGAUAUAGGGGUUAUACUCUAACCAGGUAGGCCAGUCUAUCUUAAAUUCUAUCCCUGACAUCCACAAAAAAGCUUAAGCCAUUAACAGUUGAAAAGCUGCAUGUUGCUGAUAGUGGUAGGGAAUGAUAGCCAGGUAUAUUUGUCUACAUUGUCUUCAAAAUGAAGGGUAUAAUCCAUAAUUCUUUGUUCUAGAUAUGACAGUGCCUUUUUCUGUUAGCAUGAUCAAUUGAUGAGAUUGAGGGACUAUGGCAAAGUCAGACUGAACUUGGGAAUUUAUCUGUUGUCUUUAAUUAAAUUGCUCCUUGAUAAUGAAUUUAGACUAGUCUCCUUCUCUGAACAAUAAAAAGGGUGUUUGUUGUGUGGACUUAUCCAAACAUCCUCGACUCUAUCAUCAAACACUUAAAUUAAAAAAGGAGCCUAUAUUGUAGAGUCUACCUGAAAAAGAUCAAUAGAAAAGCAAGAGCUAUUUAUGGUCCAAUUGCCUUCCUUUUACAUGUGAGACCAGUAAAAAAUACAGCAACAUCAAGCAAUCCCUUCCUAAGCUCCUGCAAUCAUUUGAUGUGUAUGAGAUGUCCAUACGUUGCCUAGAAAACAAAUUGUACUGUCUUGAAGCCUGCAGGGCAUUGGCAUUUGCUUUUCUAUCUGUUGAAAUGAAACUUUAUGUAGCACUUGGGAAAUGACUGGAUUAACACAUUCUGGUAGGUGGCAAGCCAGUGUUAAUAAGCCUUUACCAUCAUCAAAUGCUAGAUCCAAUCAGAUAUCAUGACAAGGUGUCUGGAUGACAUCAAUUCACUGUUGUUAAAUUCUGAAUUCUGCAAUUCCUUCAUGCAUUGACUGUUCAAGUAAAUCUGUUUCAAGGUAACUCCUCCUCAACCUCUCAUGCUAAGCCACAGUAUUGUGGACAUGUCCAAUGGCUUGAUGGGACAUUGAUUGGUUCAAGGUGAACAAGUCAACAGCAGCAUGGAAACAACAGUGCAAAUUAGAGUUUUGACAAGAUAAGAACUAAAAAAUAUUAGCAGGCUUUGUUUGGCUUCUUUUAAUUCUACAAGUGGUGGUAUAUUUGUUGUUCAACAUCAUUAAAAUAUUUGAAAAAUGAAUAUGUGAAGUAUAUUUUGACAUGGCAUUCUUGAACAUAGUUAUAAUUGUGAUUGGAAAGUAUAUGAUUUUAGAGGGAUAUAAAAUAUAGGCAACAUUUUGAGUCACAUGGAAUAUGAAAUUAAUUUUGUUACAGACAAGAAAUCAAGGUUUAAUAAGAGCAUUCUGAUACAGGUUAUGUUUAUUAUUCUUUUUGACUAUUUAUUUCAUAGAUCUUUUAAAGCUUGCUACUAUGUCGCCUUGUAAAUAUUAACACUGGCUGUAAAAGACAAGUUCAUGUAAGAUUACUCUUCUGCUUCAUUUAUAUCCUGAUACUUCUCAAACAUGACAGAUACACUUUAAAAGAAGAAGGAAAUUACAGGGGGUGGUCAUCAUUGCUUCAAGAUAUAAAUAAAACUCUGCCUAAGCCAAAAUUUCUGUAUUAAGAUCUCACUAGCAAGGCCAAGGCUUACCAUUAUCAUAGAUUAGGAGGCAUUCGGAGAAGCCUCCCAUGUACUUUUUGAUGAAGUUAUUUCCCUUUACUGGAGGACAGAACAGUUGAUCUCACACAACCUGUUUGCCCUGUUUUGGUUGAAAUGAAUUCAUAUGAGGGUCUGGUCUCUUCCAAUUGAUAGUUUGGAAAGGGGAGUCAUCUUAGCUUUGUUUCAAAUAGCAAAAUGCGACAUUUCUCCAGAUGAAAGAAUCUGAUCUCAUUUUGUAAAGGCAAAGGUUUGUGUCAGCUACUUUCUAUUUAUCAUGGUCUUUACUGACUUUAUUGACAGGCCCUAAUGUGCUAUAUCACAAAAGAGACAUUAGAAGAGACAGCCAACUAAAAGCAUAUAUCAUCAAAAUACAAGUAACUGGACAUGUGUCUCGUCUACAAUAAUAAUAAAACUGUGUCUAUCAUAGGACUCUAGACAAAGGAAAUCUGGAAUGACUCUAAGAACUUGGUAUUAUUUUAAAGAAAUAAAUUUUAUUAUUUCAAAUAGGGCUGUAGACUACAGUCCACACUGAAUAUCUAUGUGACAUUAAGAUGGUAGAUCAAGAGGUUGGUAGCAAUUGUGGGAGCUGAAGUCCAAAACACCUGGAAGGUCGAA